AGAGAGCGAAAGUGAGAGGGGCAGGAGCGAAUGGCCCGGUAAUCAGAGAGAAUACUGCAGCUCUCUAUCAGAUUCCACACGCUGUCAGCGACACGCCUCACACACAGAGACGCACACGCAGGACGCAGGCACAGGCACACACAGACUCUCUCACACACGCACGGCGCACUCACACGCACUUGCCAAGCUGAGUGCCGUUGCGCCGAGAGAGUGCGCAGGCAGAAGAGAAGGAGACAGAGAGAAGGAAGGAAAGAGAGAGGGACACAUGCGAUCCUGAAGGACAUCCACCGAUGCGCCACAGUCCUUUUGUUCCUCCUAUGUGAGGCGCUUUAUUUUUCGGCCUGCCUGUGAUAUUUUUGUUUUGGUUGCGCCGGAGCCGGAGCCGGAUCCAGAGCAGGUGCCAUGCCGGGAGAGACGGUGCACAGAGAGAGAGAGAGCCCUCCUGCCGGACUGCUCCACAGCAGCACGCACACAGACCUACAUACGGGCUUGCCUGGUCCAGACCAAAACAGACAUGCCUCCAGCUCUUCAAGCUCCACCCCCACUGACAGCAGCUCCACGCCCACCCCCACCGAAAGUGGCUCCACCCCCACCCCCACCCCCAGCACGUCGCCACAGAUCUCCUUGCCGCAGUACACCCCGUUUGGCCCCCGGCUGGUCAUGGCCAAGCCCAACACCACCGCUCCCCGGCCCCAGCCCGAGGGGGCCAGCUUCGAGUCCGAGGGGGGCCGACGGCAACAAACCGUGGGUCGCCUGACGGGAAACUUUGGCAAGGGCGCCUCCUCAGGUCGACACCACGGGCCGGUGAAGAUGGAGAGGAUAAAGGUGCUGAUGGGCGGGGAGAUCGAGAGUGACGCGCCGGAACCGGAACCGGAGGCGGAGACCAUGGAAACGCGCGUGGUGAUGGGCCAGGAGACCUUGCUGAGGAACAUCGACAAGCCAGAAACGGCGCCAAAGUGCAAACAGCGGCCAGCAGAAGAGGUCCAGAAGAGUAGCGAGGACCACACCACACCCACAUCCACACCGACGUCCACACCCACACCAAACCCAGCCUCUCCUGUUUUGUUGGACUGCCAGGUGAAGGGAGAGGAGGAGGAGGAGGAGGAGGAGGAGGAGACCGGGCUGGAUACUGGUCAAAAGAGCUGCGUCCAGGACCACAGCGAGAGCCUGACUCCCACGCCAGAGCAGGAGCAGCAAGAGUGCACGGCCUCUAGUAGUGCAGAGCCCGCGGCACCACCAGAGUGCCCUGCGCCGGAGCAUAAGGAGUCGGAAAAAAGUGCGGGAUCGACAGAUCACAGUGGUAACCCCCUGCGGCAGGAACAGGUGGCGGCUCUGUCUCUGUCUUUAUCUCAGGAUGAAGUGCCUUCCUUGUCCUUUUCUGAACCCUCCUAUGCAGUCGACCCGCACCGAGUUGGCAUGCUCCCGCCGGGCAUGGACCCGGACCGGUACUACACAGCCCCCUCCACGCCCAUCAAGAUGGCAAGCCUCAAGAGCCAAUGGCAUCCCGGAUCCCUCAGCUCAGGCCUCGGCUCGCCCACGGACGAGUCCUUCGACCUGUGCUCCCCUCCCACUUCCCCCUCGGGCUCCUACAUCACGGCCGAAGGGGGCAGCUGGACGUCCUCCUUCACCUCCAGCACCUCCCACUCCUGCUCCCCUAAUUUAAUCGCGGAGGCCGAGCUGCAGGAAGCCCCCGCCUGCUACGUCGGCUCGCUGUCAGAGAUUGGAGACGAGAUGGGGGAGGACCACCACGCAGCAGGCAGUGAGAGAGAGAGCAGCAACAGCAGCAGCCUCUCAAAGCUGGACAGUGACAGUAAGCCUCCCGGGGCCUUGUUUUUCGGUAUGGAUGAUGAAGAUGUAGUGGAGGACGAGGACGAGGAGGUAGAAUAUCAACCCGAGUGGAGGAGGUCUGAGGAGGUGUCAUCUCCUCACAGAAACAGCAGUGGGAGGAGCACAGACACACUGGAAGAGGAGGAGGAUCAUUGUGACAGCUCCGGCUCUGGCUCUGUCGUGCCUGCAGACAGUCAAGGUGCUGCCGCUGUUACUGCUGCUUCAAAGCCAGAGUUGCACAGUGAAGAGACUCACGAGGACCCAACCACGGCUCUGGAGCUGGACCUGAAUGCCUACGUCUCUGAGCACUUUGCCAGACAGAAUGCUCCCCUCAGCCCAGAGGAGGACUUUGGUCCCGCUAUGACGUCCUCCUCCCUCCCCUUCUCACAGCAUUUAACCAGUGCUAGCACAGCAGGAGUGGACACAGGCAGCAUGACACCCGCGACAUGCUCCUCGGAGGUCUCCGACACAGACAACAACAGUCUGUACGGAGACAUGAGCUCGUCCUCCUUCACUGCACACUUCACUACUGGGAGCCCCACCUCUCCAGACGACGGGCCGGGUGGAGAGAGGAUGAUCCUGGCCUCCAUGCUCCCUCCACACGCCAGUCUGAUCUUCCAGGCAGACUCAAUGGAGAUCACACUCUUCCCGACGGAAGACGAACCGGGGAAUGAUGUGGACGCCUACGCUGCAGGGGAGGAUGAAGGAGACGUGGACGAUGACUUCGAGGAUGACGACAACGUGGAUGACGAGGAGGACAUAGAGGCAGAAGGCGAGGCUGUAGGGGUGUCGGGAGAGGGAGUGGACCUGAGGGCAGGUGAGGAUCCGACCGAGGAGGACACGUCCGCGUCUUUCCUGAACUCGCUAUCGGAAAACUCCAUAAACGAGGGCGUGGAUGAAUCUUUUGCCUACCAAGACGACACGGAGGAAUCUGUGGACUCUGCCUCGUACAAUGGUGAGGAUGACGAAAAGCUGUACAGCACGGAAAGACACGCCGAACUCGCGCAGAGUUUCCCCGGCCCAGACGAUCCCGUGCAGCCUGUGGCCCACGCACACCCAGAAUCAUCUGGGAGUGAAAGUGACAUGGAGAUAUCGUCAGGGUCGUCAGAUUCGCCACCGGUGAAAGACCAUGAACCUUCAGCUGACAAAGUGGCUGAAACAAUGGGGUCAGAUGCAAAACCAGAAGAGGGUGAAUCUUCAACUGCCACGUCACUAGACACACCAACACCAGGGGAGGACGCCGAACAAAACAGUGAGUGCAAAGACAGUAGUAGUUUGCAAGAGGAGCCUGUAGCAGAAAAGCCCAAAGAAACAGCUGAGGUAAGCUGUACCCAACUUUCACAGACAGAUGAGUUGCUGUCAGCAAAAACGGCUGCGAUCGAUGAAAACUCGGUUCCCAGCACAGAACCCAUCCAAGAGUCCGCUGACAGCUGCAGCAGCAAGUUGGAUCCCUGCUUGCUGGGCGCCGCUGCUGCAGGCGAUUUGACAUGUGACACUGCGUUCAGUACUGAAUUGGAACUCGAUAACCAAAAUGGCAACAGCGCUGACCCCAUUGACCCCAUGCCUCUGAGUCUGGACGAGACUGCCACGAAUGACCUAAAUAAAGGGGUGCCCCUGCUGGCCUAUCCCAAAGACGAGUGCAGUCCCACCAACAUCCCAGUGUGUGCCUACCCAGAACUUUCCGACAUCCCUGAUAACCUAACAGCGACGUACGCCUCACCCUCCUCCGAGCACUCUCUCGACCAGGACAACCUUGCAGAGAAUCAGCCUGGCACCGAUGACUUCAGUCUGGACCCCAGUCUCAACCUAUCUGGUUCACCCUACAGCAUUCUUACCAUUUCACCCAAAAAGGAGAAUUCUGAAAGCAACAUUGCAUCAGAGGAAAGCCUCCCAACGUUGUGGGCACCAGGGGACCCGCUUCCAAUCAACAAGUGCUGUGAUUUUGAGGCUGAAAAUGUACUGAUGUGUGAAGUUGGUAAUUCUUUGACCACCACCACCACAACACAUUGCAACAUUGCUGCUGGAGACAGAGAUGACAACAUCAGUCUCUCCGACCUGCCUGACAAACUAGAUGUCGAUGUCCUGGAGUCUAAUCUGGCUAGCUGGAAGUCAAUUGAGGAUCUCUCUGAGGCGGGAGGGGGAGAGGGCGGCAGCUCUCGGUUUCCCGAGGAUGACAUCAACAACCUUCAGAGCCAGGAUGGCAGCAGCAGCAGCCUGACAAAAAACGAAGGCAGCACAAAUGCAGAAGACACAGAGAUGCUGCUGCUAUCUAGUACAAAACCUCACUGUUUGGAAUUCAACAUUCUUUCAGGUGAUGUGGUGAAUGAGGACCCGCACUCCUCUAUUGGUUCUACUCAAUUAAAUCUUCCGGAGAAAGAAUGUGUCGCAAAGCUCUCCGCAGAAGAAGCAACACUCAACAUACCUGCCGAGGAGGGGCUGGUAGACAAUGACAAAGCAUCUGAAAUUUCAGAGCUCCAAAUAUGCACAGGCAGUGCUAGUGUAGAGGAAAGCAAAGCAGAGAAUAUACCCAGCACCGCUUCACCACCAGUAUCCCCAGAAGGACCUAAGACAGGAACACAAAUAGACACCUCAGACAUGCCUGCCAAUUUGAAUGCUGCCAUGGAAGAAAACACUAGCAUGUCCAGACAUGCUAUCCAGACGGGGAGUCAGCCUGUUGUGCCAGAGAGAGAGACAGUACUGUCAUUAUCUGGUGGCUCGUUUGGCAACUUUAUGCCCAGAAAGAAAUCGAGUGAUGCCUCUCCGUUAAGUGUCUUUGAUAAAGAGGGCAAAGAUGCCUCCACCAGCGCUACACUGAAGAAGUCCUCACCAGAAGAAGCCAUUCGUACGAGGGCUGAGGACCGCAAACAAUCUGACUCAAUUGUGAGUAUGGACAAAGGACCUGAAAUCAAGACACCAAAGACUAUUGUGGCCUUGAGAGAGCAGGAUAAGGUUGGAGUUGUUCAAAGCUCAGGGAAGAUCAAUGAGGAGGAGGAGAUCAAAGGAGACGAGCUUGCCCACAAACAGGAAGUCUCCGCCAGAACAUUUGCACAGGAUGAAAUCACCUCUCUGACAGAGAGUGUGGAAAAGGGCAGCGAACCAAAUCAAAUCCUUGAGGAAGAGGGCCCUCACAGUCAAGCAGAACUCAAGCCUGAUCUUAAGCAGGAAGUGAGAACUGUCGAGGAAUCAGCUGUUCAGAAACAACAGCCAAUCAAUGAGUCUCCUCAGGAGCAGAGGGUGAUGGGAGACGGCACAGCUAUGCACGACAUAAUGAUUGUUCAAGAAAAUGCAGACAAAAAGGACGAGGAGAAACCAGCAAUCCCCUUGGCACUAGGCCACACUAAACACGAGAGUAAGGUAGAGGAAGCACUUGAGAACAGUGCUGCAAGUCAAUCAGUGGAUGCCAAGUCCACAAAGGCCGUAUCAAAAGAACUUGACACUGAGCAAAGGGAUCAUAAGAAGUCCACAAGAGAAGACAAGUGGACUGCAAAUGUUGAUGUGACCAUUGCAGAGUCAUCCCAGCAGCAAGUCAAUUUAGGACAAUGCUCAAGAUUUGAAAGUGAUAGUGAACUUACUGAAAAGCAAUGCCCCACCACAGUAACCCAAGAAGAACUGGCUUCAAAGACAGGGGUUCCCACCACUAACUCAUCACAGACAACCCCAACAUUGAUAUGUCAACCAGGAAGCACAAGAGACAUAAAUGACAACCACAUCGUGAGCAACCAGCCCUCAGCGCCCGCUUCCAGCGCUUCUCCUGUCACGACCGCAUUCUCACCAUCGCCCGUUACCCCAACUCGGUCCGCACUUUCAGAAUCCUCUCCAUCCCCGGGCAUCUCGUCGGACGACUUUGAGGAAGAUCUGUACACGGCCAUACAGGAGUCCCAGCCUAAAAUGUCCAGCUCACAGCGGUCCAAGAAGCAGCCUUCAGUCCGCCAUUACCAUCCUUCAUCCUUUUCUACCAGUGAGCCCGUGUCAUUGCCGGUGCAGGAAAGCAAUGGGAGGCAGGAGAAGGCAGAGCUGAUCACCCUGCAGUCUAAAAAGAAUCGUGGAAAAGACGGCCCUGGUGAUUUACCAGGUCCUGCCACAGGAAGUAAGAAGAAGAGCUACACGCCCACACAGUCCAGAUCAACCAAUCAGAGAGCAUCGCCACCAUCCAGUACUGCCCUUCAGUCCUCAGCACAAGUCACACACCUGCCCGAGAAACAGAUCGACAGGCAGUCCGUUUGUCCAAUCAGCUACAACGACAAGUACUCGGACUCCAUGGCUGUGUCCUUCAGGAGCAACCUGGGCUCCUGCAAUGACACAGAUAGCGACGGGUCAGUUCCAGCUCUGGAGGAGGCAGAUGGGCCCCUGCUCCACAGACCUGCAGAUCCACAGUGUUCCUCUACGUCUCCUGCGGAUGAAAAUCUAAACAAAGCGAAGCAGAGUCGCAGUGAAAAGAAAGCGCGCAAGGCCAUGUCCAAGCUGGGCCUGAAACAGAUCCACGGUGUGACUCGCAUCACCAUCAGGAAGUCCAAGAACAUCCUGUUUGUCAUCAGUAGACCUGAUGUCUUCAAGAGCCCUGCCUCUGAUAUCUACAUUGUCUUCGGAGAGGCCAAGAUCGAGGAUCUGUCCCAGCAGGUCCACAAGGCGGCGGCUGAGAAGUUUAAGGUGCCCCUGGAGCCUAGCCCUCUCAUCCCCGACGUCACCCCCAGCCUCACCAUCAAGGAGGAGAGCGAGGAAGAGGAGGUGGAUGAAGGAGGGUUGGAGCAGAGGGAUAUUGAGCUGGUGAUGGCUCAAGCUAACGUGUCCCGUGCUAAAGCUGUCCGUGCGCUGCGCCACAACAAGAAUGACAUAGUCAACGCCAUCAUGGAGCUGACCAUGUAAGAGAGGAGAAGUAGAGAAAAAGAGAAGAGGAGAGGAAAAGAGGAGUACAGGAGAAGAGGAGAAGAGAAGAAGAGGAGAAGCGAAGAAGAGGAGAAGCGAGAAGCGAAGAAGAGGAGACGCUUCCUCAGCCUGCUGGUUGCACCUUGGCCCAUAUCGCUGCUACGUUGCACCCCUACUGUCCCCAUUUCCUGCUGAAUAAAAUUAUAUAA
Molecule: messenger RNA, 6899 nt
Organism: Engraulis encrasicolus (European anchovy)
Lineage: Eukaryota; Metazoa; Chordata; Actinopteri; Clupeiformes; Engraulidae
Gene: nacad
Product: NAC alpha domain containing
Exons: 9
Coding region: 403-6690 (2095 amino acids)
Biological process (GO): protein targeting to membrane
Cellular component (GO): nascent polypeptide-associated complex; cytoplasm
Source: RefSeq, a predicted model, not a curated record